Daldinia childiae is the source of this 618-nucleotide messenger RNA. Its product is annotated as UNC93-like protein 2. Gene Ontology annotation, molecular function: transmembrane transporter activity. The record is from RefSeq and is a predicted model, not a curated record. The transcript is spliced from 2 exons. NCBI's taxonomy places the organism in Eukaryota, Fungi, Ascomycota, Sordariomycetes, Xylariales, Hypoxylaceae. The coding region runs from base 1 to 618 and encodes 205 amino acids.
AUGUCUUCAGAUAACGAUAUAGCAACGCGUGAUCCUAUUAAAGCAUCACCGCCUAGUGAGGAAGUUGAUAUAACCCUACCAAAAUAUUCUUGGUAUCAUGGAGUCUUUUUCAACGCCACAGUUGUCGGUAUUUCGGCAUUUGCGGCGCCAGGAUUAUGGAAUGCUAUGAACUCGGUUGGUGCUGGGGGACAGCAGACCCCGUAUCUUGUCAUGGCGGGCAAUGCUAUUCUAUUCGCCGUCAUGACGUUAACGUGCCUGGCUGGGAGCAUGAUGGCCAACCGAUUCGGCUUGCGAAACUCUCUAGUAGUCGGCACAGUUGGUUAUGUGAUCUACUCGGCAGCUCUAUACACCAAUAAUCGCUACGGUACGGAAUGGUUCAUAUACCUAGGCUCGGCAGUCUGCGGCCUCUCGGCAGGGAUUUUCUGGGCAACAGAAGGCACUAUUAUGCUGAGUUAUCCCGAACCAGAAAAACGUGGCAGGUACUUAGCUUAUUGGCUCAGUUAUCGCAACAGCGGUUCUAUACUCGGCGGUAUUAUCAACCUUGCCUUCAACUACGGAGGAAAGACGACAGGUAAACUCGACUGGAGAACCUAUAUCGUCUUUGUUGUCCUGCGUUAG